Microthlaspi erraticum is the source of this 1158-nucleotide messenger RNA. NCBI's taxonomy places the organism in Eukaryota, Viridiplantae, Streptophyta, Magnoliopsida, Brassicales, Brassicaceae. The record is from the annotation of a GenBank genome assembly.
AUGACGAAACUUACUGAUCUUUCAGGGGAUAUGGUCAGUGAGAUUUUGUCUAGGGUUUCAUUGACAUCUCUAACCGCAGUGCGAUCUACUUGUAAAACCUGGAACGAUUCAUCAAAAAAUCAGGUUUUAGGUGAAAAAGGAGCAAGGAAGAAGCAGUUUGUGGAGUUCAUGAUUCAAGGUUCUAUUGUUUAUUCACUGAGGUUCAAUCUCCAAGGAGUUCGCAACGACAAAGAUGAAAACGACUUCAUUUAUCCAUCUAUGAAGGAAAUACGUAUACCUAAUAAUCAAGGAGUCAAGUUUUAUGAAAUCUAUCACUGCGACGGCUUACUGCUAUGCGUUCCCAAAGGCUGCCCCUCGAGGAUAUUGGUAUGGAAUCCGUAUUUAGGUCAAACCAGGUGGAUCCGCGUAAAAGUAUCCCACUUAUCUACGUAUGCUCUCGGAUAUGGACACGACGGCAACAACAACAACCGUAACCACAAAAUCUUGAGGAUGUUUUAUGAUUACCGCAACAAGAAAAGUAUUGAAGUCUACGAUUUUCACUCUGAUUCAUGGAGGUUUAUUGAUUUCAAUCAAGAACUGUUUCAUCGUGUUAAUGAUGGCGUGUCUUUGAAGGGAAAUGCAUACCUACUCGGUAAUGAGUUUUUAGUCUGCUUUGAUUUUACAAGAGAGAGAUGCGGACCGCGUCUGCCUCUGCCCGUUCCGAGUGUUGAGCAUCAUGUGAUUCUAUCUUGGGUUAGAGAUGAGAAGCUCCUAGUUUUAUUUACACAGUACGACAAGCCCGAGAUGAUAGAGGUUUGGAUUUCGGUUAAGGUUGAGCCCAAUGCAAUCUCAUGGAGCAGUUUCUUGAGGCUAGAUAUGAGAGUAGUCAAUGGUUUACAUGGUACUUUUUUCACUCACUUUUAUCCUAAGAGCUUUGUCAUUGAUGAGGAGAAGAAAGUCGUUGUGCUUUUUGAUUUAGAAAGAUGUGAGUCACGUGUCCACUCCGAGACCAAUGGCUACCAAAUGGCUUACAUUGUUGGAGAAGAUGGAUACUUGAGAUCUUUCAACAUGGGAGUUUCUAAUUCCUGGAUUUGGGGGCCUUCUGCUAGACUCGUGUGUUCUUCUUAUGUUCCAAGUUUAGUUCAACUGCACAUCAACCGACCGAAACGAAAGAAAUAA